This is a messenger RNA of Seminavis robusta, 381 nucleotides long. NCBI's taxonomy places the organism in Eukaryota, Bacillariophyta, Bacillariophyceae, Naviculales, Naviculaceae. The record is from the annotation of a GenBank genome assembly.
AUGCCUCGCGAAAACCACAACCUCGGUAAGAAUGACCCCAUGAACCACGGUAACAGACGAGGCCGUCAAGACAGUGACUCGGAAGAUGAAGAGCGCGAGAGGACCACGACGACUACAACCACAACUGCCUUGGCAUCGCCUCCGGUAUCCCUCCCGCAGCUCAUGUUUCAUUCAUCAGGAGCAGGUUCCAGCAACCCCCCGCUUCCGGCGCCAGAGAGACCCAUGGACUUGUCACACGUCCAAUCCAUUCUUCGAGACGUACUUGAGAUGCUAGAGAACGACGACUUUUCGGACCUGGAUGGAUCUUCCUCUUCUUCUCGUGGUGGAGGAGGAGGCACCGUGCCAAGGAACGACCACUCUGAUGAGUUUGAGGCCCAGUAA